CACCACCGCCGCCGCCGCCGCGGGAUCCCCGGGCCGGGAUGCGGCCGCGCCCCGCGCGCGCGUGAAGCGGCGCCCGACGCGCGGGGCCCCGGCCCCCCUGGGCGGCGGCGAUGUUCAGCUGGCUGGGCUCCGACGACCGCCGCAGGAAGGACCCCGAGGUCUUCCAGACGGUGAGCGACGGGCUCCGAAAGCUCUACAAGACCAAGCUGCUGCCCCUGGAGGAGCAUUACCGCUUCCACGAGUUCCACUCGCCCGCGCUGGAGGAUGCGGAUUUCGACAACAAGCCCAUGGUCCUGCUGGUGGGCCAGUACAGCACCGGGAAGACCACCUUCAUCAGGUACCUGCUGGAACAGGACUUUCCAGGCAUGCGGAUCGGGCCAGAGCCCACCACCGACUCCUUCAUCGCGGUCAUGCAGGGAGACGUGGAGGGCAUCGUCCCCGGCAAUGCCCUGGUCGUGGACCCUAAGAAGCCCUUCCGGAAGCUCAACGCCUUCGGCAAUGCCUUUCUGAACAGAUUCGUGUGCGCGCAGCUGCCCAACCCCGUGCUGGAGAGCAUCAGUGUCAUCGACACGCCAGGGAUCCUCUCCGGGGAGAAGCAGCGCAUCAGCCGAGGCUACGACUUCGCGGCCGUGCUGGAGUGGUUCGCCGAGCGGGUGGACCGCAUCAUCCUGCUGUUCGACGCCCACAAGCUGGACAUCUCGGACGAGUUCUCCGAGGUCAUCAAGGCGCUCAAGAACCACGAGGACAAGAUGCGGGUGGUGCUGAACAAGGCGGACCAGAUCGAGACGCAGCAGCUGAUGCGGGUGUACGGCGCCCUCAUGUGGUCGCUGGGCAAGAUCGUCAACACCCCCGAGGUCAUCCGCGUCUACAUCGGCUCCUUCUGGUCCCACCCGCUGCUCAUCCCCGACAACCGCAAGCUCUUCGAGGCCGAGGAGCAGGACCUGUUCAGGGAUAUCCAGAGCCUGCCCCGAAACGCUGCCCUGCGCAAGCUCAACGACCUCAUCAAGAGGGCCAGGCUGGCCAAGGUCCAUGCCUAUAUCAUCAGCUCUCUGAAGAAGGAGAUGCCCUCGGUGUUUGGGAAGGACAACAAGAAGAAGGAGCUGGUGAACAACCUGGCUGACAUCUAUGGCCGCAUCGAGCGGGAGCACCAGAUCUCACCGGGGGACUUCCCCAACCUGAAGAGGAUGCAGGACCAGCUGCAGGCCCAGGACUUCAGCAAGUUCCAGCCCCUGAAGACCAAGCUGCUGGAGGUGGUGGACGACAUGCUGGCCCACGACAUCGCCCAGCUCAUGGUGCUGGUGCGGCAGGAGGAGAUGCAGCGGCCCGUGCAGAUGGUGAAGGGCGGCGCCUUCGAUGGAACCCUGCAAGGCCCCUUCGGGCACGGCUACGGGGAGGGGGCCGGCGAGGGCAUCGACGACGCCGAGUGGGUGGUGGCCAGGGACAAGCCCAUGUACGAUGAGAUCUUCUACACGCUGUCCCCGGUGGACGGCAAGAUCACUGGCGCCAACGCCAAGAAGGAGAUGGUGCGCUCCAAGCUGCCCAACAGCGUGCUGGGGAAGAUCUGGAAGCUGGCCGACAUUGACAAGGACGGCAUGCUGGACGACGAGGAGUUUGCGCUGGCCAAUCACCUCAUCAAGGUCAAGCUAGAGGGCCACGAGCUGCCCAAUGAGCUGCCCGCUCACCUCCUGCCCCCAUCCAAGAGGAAAGUUGCCGACUGAGGGGUGAUGGGGGCGCUGGAGUCCAGAGUGGCAGGAGCUGGGAGAAGCACACACACACACACCCACACACAUACACACGCACACGCACAUGUGCCCACACGUACACGCCUUUUCCAAACUGCCCUGCAAAGAUGGGUCUCCAGAGGCCCUGAUUACUCUCUGGAAGCUUCUACACAUCCUCCAUGCAGGGAGGGAGGGGGAAUAUAGGCGUCCCCCUGGAGCCCAGCCCUGCACCCUCUGCUUCCUCCCACCUCUUACUGCCAGAGACUGUUCACACCCUCCCAGGGCGCCCAGCUCUAGGUCCCCUGUGGGCUCCAAACCCACGCUCAGAGCAGAUGGAAAAGGCAUGUCACCUCUUAGGCAAUUCCCUUUGUUUUCAGUGCUUGGCUCCCUAAUGUGAAAUUGAAAUCGACUCCCCCGCUAGGAGAGGGCCAGGAGAGGGCCAUGAGGGAGGCCAGGGUGAGGGCAGCCCUGGAGGGAGGAGAGAGGGGAGGGAAGCAUCUUCCAGGGACCAGCUCCGGAGCUCUGUCCUGUUGAGCUGAGGCUCUGUUCUUCCAGGACGGCCUAGCUUUGAACUUGGUCUGCACUUCACAUCCCAGGAAAAAAGAACAAGGGAAAAAAAAAUGCCCUGAACCAAAGAGAACUGAGAAAAAUCUUUCUGUGGGAGAGCAAGCAAAUAAUAGCCUGGUGUCUUCACACAGAGCCGGUCCAGGCGCUGAUGGCCCGGCAUCUGAGGGUCACGUUUCCCUUGGCCUGAUGCCUGGAUGAGCGUCCGUGAUCCCACAUGGCUCUGACCCCCCUCAGCUUUGCAGAUGGAGAGCUGAGAGGCAGAGACGUUCAGGUGACCUCUCCACAGUCACCGAGGUCACCGUGAUGGGGUGCGGAUUCCAUCGACCCCAGGGCCUCCCCCCAGCCGUGCCCUUGCGUGCCCAGCUCCAGCCUUGCUCCCCUGUGACACAAAAGCCCCGUCCAGCCUCACAGAGCUGGCUGCCGAGGUGGGAUGGCCAGCCAGCGUGUGUGGGGCCAGCAGCGGGACCAUCUGUCACAUCACAGAAGCAAACCGUGCCUUCUGGCUCAGUGGCCUGUCCCCAAAUCACAGAAGACAGCGCAUCGUGGUGAGUGGGCCACUCUCCAGCCCCGCCCGCACUCCGCAGCCUGCCUCAGCCCAGCCACCUGCAGCCGCGACUCGGAGCGGGACUGACUCUCACAGGGCCGACUGGGGAGGGGUGAGCCCCUGCGGGUUCUCACCCGGCUGGGCCCUGUCCACCAGUGUCCGGCCGUGGCUUCUUGUCGUCCUGGCCCUGCCCCGGUGAGGAAGCCCACUGAGGUGUUUUAUAUGUGGCUGCAGACCACAUAGCUGGUGUUCCAUCUCCAGUGCCACCGUUAUCCCCGCUGUCUGUCCAGAGCACUCUCUUAAUAUAGCACAUUUAGCCUUU
Sorex fumeus (smoky shrew) is the source of this 3154-nucleotide messenger RNA. RefSeq names its product EH domain containing 3 (gene EHD3). The record is from RefSeq and is a predicted model, not a curated record. NCBI's taxonomy places the organism in Eukaryota, Metazoa, Chordata, Mammalia, Eulipotyphla, Soricidae. Gene Ontology annotation, biological process: endosomal transport; endocytosis. Gene Ontology annotation, cellular component: plasma membrane; cytoplasm. Gene Ontology annotation, molecular function: calcium ion binding; GTP binding; protein binding. The coding region runs from base 111 to 1718 and encodes 535 amino acids. The transcript has 6 exons.